Molecule: messenger RNA, 2123 nt
Organism: Elgaria multicarinata webbii
Lineage: Eukaryota; Metazoa; Chordata; Lepidosauria; Squamata; Anguidae
Gene: RBM22
Product: RNA binding motif protein 22
Exons: 11
Coding region: 20-1285 (421 amino acids)
Cellular component (GO): U2-type catalytic step 1 spliceosome; U2-type catalytic step 2 spliceosome; Prp19 complex
Molecular function (GO): pre-mRNA binding; metal ion binding; U6 snRNA binding
Source: RefSeq, a predicted model, not a curated record
GCUUUUUCGGCGUACCAAGAUGGCGACGUCUCUGGGAUCCAACACGUACAAUCGGCAGAACUGGGAGGAUGCGGAUUUUCCCAUUUUGUGCCAGACAUGUCUUGGAGAAAACCCCUACAUUCGAAUGACCAAAGAGAAAUAUGGAAAAGAAUGCAAGAUCUGUGCCAGGCCAUUCACAGUAUUUCGUUGGUGCCCCGGUGUACGGAUGCGCUUUAAGAAGACAGAAGUGUGCCAGACAUGCAGCAAGCUGAAGAAUGUUUGUCAGACCUGCCUUCUUGACCUGGAAUAUGGUUUACCUAUUCAAGUUCGAGAUGCUGGACUCUCACUUAAAGAUGAUAUGCCGAAAUCGGAUGUUAAUAAAGAGUAUUACACCCAAAAUAUGGAAAGAGAGAUCAUGAACUCUGAUGGCACCCGUGCUGUUGGUGCUCUUGGGAAGGCCACAUCUACCAGUGACAUGUUGCUCAAACUAGCUCGGACCACCCCUUACUACAAACGCAACCGCCCGCAUAUCUGUUCGUUCUGGGUGAAAGGAGAAUGCAAAAGAGGAGAAGAGUGUCCCUACAGACAUGAGAAACCGACAGAUCCAGAUGAUCCUCUUGCUGAUCAGAACAUUAAAGAUCGUUACUAUGGUAUUAAUGAUCCUGUGGCUGACAAGCUUCUCAAACGAGCUUCCACAAUGCCUCGUCUGGACCCGCCUGAUGACAAGACUAUUACAACGUUGUACGUAGGUGGCCUGGGUGACACUAUCACUGAGACCGACCUUAGGAAUCACUUCUAUCAAUUUGGCGAGAUCCGGACGAUAACUGUGGUGCAGAGGCAGCAGUGUGCAUUCAUCCAGUUUGCAACACGACAAGCUGCAGAAGUGGCGGCGGAGAAAUCCUUCAACAAGCUUAUUGUCAACGGCCGCAGACUGAAUGUGAAGUGGGGCCGGUCUCAAGCAGCCAGGGGGAAAGAGAAGGAAAGAGAAGGGAUCACAGAAUCUGGUAUAAAGCUGGAGCCAGUCCCUGGACUACCUGGAGCUCUUCCACCUCCUCCUGCGGCAGAAGAGGAGGCAGCUUCUGCGAACUACUUCAACCUACCUCCCAGCGGCCCCCCAGCUGUGGUAAACAUUGCCUUGCCACCACCGCCUGGCAUUGCUCCACCACCACCUCCAGGAUUUGGGCCACACAUGUUUCAUGCGAUGGGUCCUCCGCCUCCUUUCAUGAGAGCCCCAGGUCCCAUCCACUACCCUUCUCAAGAUCCACAGAGGAUGGGUGCCCACGCGGGGAAACACAACAGCCCCUAACACCAUCGGAUCAUUCUUACUGUUUAAUUUCCCCUUUUUUAAAAUGGAAAGUUACAUUGGUAGCGUACCACACUCAGUUGUAAUGAGCGGGAAACUAAAUCUCUCUCUUCCUGUACACACAGCACAGGCUUAGUCCUGCUGUGUUAAACCACUCAAAAAAUCUGAUCAUUUGUAUAACCAAAAUACUUCUUACUGGGUAAAGAAAGGUUGGUUUCUGCUUGUAGUGAAACAGAGAAGUGUGCUAGAACUGCAAGCCCCAUCAAUGUAUUCAAUUUUGCACACCUUGAAAUUAGUCGCUUGACAAAGAAUAACUAUUUUUAAGACCGUUUGGUAAGCCCCAGCCAAACUGAAAAUUGCCCGGCUUUGUUCAGAAGGGGUCCUUGAUCAAAACUCCUUCAAUGCUAAUCUAUUUGAAUGUCAAAGAACCGUAUUGCCCUUGCAACUAGAUUCACGUUCCUCCUUGCGCUGAAUUGGAAUGGAAAAACACCGGGAGAUCGCAGCGGACGAGUAUGAAAGAUGUGCGGAUGGUGUUCCGUUCUGUAUUUAGGCUGUUUCUCGCCAUUCACAAUCCUGUCUGUGAUACACGCUACCAAAAUGUUGAGGCAGCAUCACUGCAUGCUUGUUAAUCCUCUGUUAAAGAGGCUGGUGACUCUGAGUUGUGGCGUACGUGGCCUUCAUAUCCAUUUGCUACUAAAACUAAUCCGGUUUAUUUCCUAACCUAACAUUUGAUUACCAAUGGCUGUUCUAGGUAUGUGUUCUCAGUAUUUACUCUGUACCAUCUGUUUUCUGCAUCAAGUCUGUAAUGUGUCCUAGUAAAGAGAAUCAUAUUUUUUACCUA